Molecule: messenger RNA, 705 nt
Organism: Belonocnema kinseyi
Lineage: Eukaryota; Metazoa; Arthropoda; Insecta; Hymenoptera; Cynipidae
Exons: 1
Coding region: 1-705 (234 amino acids)
Source: RefSeq, a predicted model, not a curated record
AUGCUUGACAACAAGGGCCAUAGGCAUGCAUGUAGGAUCAUUUUGGAAAGUGGGUCACAGCCUAAUUUAAUGACAGAAAAAUUAGAAAAAUAUUUAAACUUGAAAAGAACAAAAUUAGAAUCUUCAAUCGAGGCAGUUUAUAUCGCAGAAGUAACAAGUACUGAUUGGGUUGUCGCGAAUAUUCAAUCUAAGUCUUCCAACUAUGCAACAAAACUUUCAUUUUUGGUGCUUCCUGAAAUAACUAGCCAUACUCCAGCCUCUCCUAUCGAUAAAACCAUCCUCAACAUCCCUAAACACAUAAGAUUAUCUGAUCAAAAAUUCAACCAGCCGGGAGAAGUGGAAGCUCUCAUUGGAGCCGAGCACUUCUACGAAGUUUUGAACACUUUCAAAAUUCCUCUCGCUUUACCACGAACCGCCUUGCAAAGCACUAAAUUCGGUUGGAUAGUAACAGGCAAGGUCAACUCUAACUGGAACCAACAAAGGCUUAAACAUCAUUUGGUCAGGGAUAAUUUAAGCUCACAAUUAGACAACUUUUGGAGAAUAGAAGAAGGCGAGGAUAGACGAUAUUUUUCUAAAGAGGAGGAAGCAUGCGAGAAUCAAUUUUCUGCUAACGUGCAACGUGAUUCUUCAGGCAAGUAUGUAGUUCGACUACCUUUCAAGGAACAAAAGGAAGACUUAGGGAACUCUUACGACGUAGCGCGAUGA